UCGAUUCCACCCCGUUGCGCUCAGGCUGUCCAUGUUUCUCCAGGGAUGGAGAUAGGUGUUUUGGGAACAAUAACCGAGGCACGCCUUUCUUUUCCCAGCCCUCGGAGGGUACACGAUGCACCGCUGUACCCCUGGACCCGGACGAGCCUGAAUCUAGUGAGCCGAGAGGAUCUUGUGGUUGUUUUUGCAGGAGGUGCGCCGGUGUGCCGAGCAUGAGGGCGUGGCACUGACUCCAUCAGCACCACCUUCACCAUGGACCCCGAGGAGGCCGAGCUGCAGAACGACUACCGUUACCGUAGUUACGGGGUGGUCAUCGAGAAGGCGCUGCGGAGCUUCGAGUCGUCCAGCGAAUGGGCCGACCUCAUCUCCUCCCUGGGCAAGCUGAACAAGGCCCUGCAGAGUAACCUGCGCUACUCCCUCCUGCCCAAGAGGCUGAUCAUCGGGAAGCGCUUGGCCCAAUGCCUGCACCCGGCCCUGCCCAGCGGGGUGCACCUCAAGGCCCUGGAGACCUACGAGGUCAUCUUCAAGAUCAUCGGGACCAAAUGGCUGGCCAAGGAUCUCUUCAUCUACAGCUCUGGGCUGUUCCCGCUGCUGGGCCAUGCCGCCAUGGCGGUGAAGCCCGUCCUGCUGAUGCUGUACGAGCGGUACUACCUGCCCCUGCAGAGGGCUCUGCUCCCCAGCCUGCAGGCCUUCAUCACCGGGCUGCUCCCCGGCAUGGAGGAGGGCCUGGAGGUCUUUGACAGGACGGACGCUCUGCUGCUGAGGCUGUCUCUGCUGGUGGGCCAGCAGGUGUUCUACGGCGCGCUGUGGGGUAGCGUGCUGGUCAGCCCCCUGGUCAGGCUGCCCGCCUCGCUCUUCAUCGUCACGCACUUCGACCGGGGGGCCACGCCGCGACAGCAGAGCUACAUGCUAGGCUACAACCACGGCCUUGUGGUGAAGUCGGUGUGCCUGGCCCUGCAGGACUCCAACGUCCUGGUGCAGAGGAACAUGCUGGAGAUCCUGCUGCACUUCUUCCCCUUCGACGAGUGCCUGGACGAAGAGAAGAGCAGCAUCAACAUGAGCCGGGAGGACAUGGUCACCGUUGUCUCCGCGGCAACGCUCACCCUGCUACGCAGAGACAUGUCUCUCAACCGCCGUCUGUACACCUGGCUCCUAGGCACCGACACCAAGCGGGGCAGGUCGUCAUCUUCCUCCUCCAACCAGCCGAUCAGCAGCGAGGACCAAGAAGACCUCUACUUCACGCUGCAUUCUAGAGACCUUCUUAUUCAGGCUCUGGUGAACAUCUUGAAGCAGAAGGACAUCCAGAGGGACCCUGAGACCCUCAUGAAUUACCUGCGGCCCUUUCGUGUGAUCGUCAGCCUACUGGAUAAACCGGAGAUAGGCCCCGUGGUGAUCAGCAGUCUGCUGCUCGAGGUGGUGCGCUCCUUCUACAGCUACUGCCGGGAGAUGAUUGGAGAGGACAGCCCCUCCGGCUCAGGGCUGGCGGGAAACCAGUUGGCCAGCAAAAUGAAGGAGAACAAGAACGCGUCAGAGAUCAUCAAGGCCGUGAACCUGCUUGUCAGCUCCAUGGACAGCGUGUUCCUGUGGGACCACAUGACCCGCCGCUUCUGCAGCUCGCUGAGUCAGCAGAGCGAUGCCCCUCCACCCCCUGGGCAGGACGGCAGCCGCCCCCUCCCCACCGUCACUGAGAUAUCCACCCUCAUCAUGUUCCUGCUCGAGGUCCUGCCUCUGGAGCUGCACGCCGACAUCCAGUCCCAGUUCCUGCCUGAGAUGCUGGGUAAGAUGCUGGCCGCCCUGCACGCCAACAUGGCGGCCGUGGGCCUGGUGGAGCUCACCCAGGGCCUGCGAGCCUGCUUCAAGGUCCUGGGUAAGAUCCAGAUGCCCGUGGCCUACAUGGACCUGGAGGCCGAGGCCACUGCUCUGGAGACGGACUCCCAGCCGCAGGAGUUCACCGGGGAACCGGCUGAGGGCGCGGAGAAGGAGGGGGGGCCGGGCAGCGCCGAGGUGGGCGUUGUUGCCCAGGAGGAGGAGGAGGAGGAGGCGGAGCUCAGCGGUGGUUCAGGGGAAGGAGAGGCGGAGCCAGGCGAAGGCGUCCUGGCCCAGCUCCGGUCGGAGGACAGCGGGCUUGGCGUCAGCGCCUCGCCGUCCGAGCAGCAGCUGCUGCUCAGAGCCGGCGCGGGCGAGGCCCCGGAGCGCGCCCGUCUGAGCAAGGAGGGCGAGGACGUGUGGAGGAAGGGUGGCAGCGUGGACACCAUGACCCAGCACCUCACCGACAUCCUGGCCUUCAUCACCACCAGAUCUCUGCUGGUCCAGGUGGAGGAUGUCCCAGAGCAGCAGGAGGAGGAGGAGGAGGAGCGGGAGGAGGUGCUGCAGCCAGCCCUAGCUCCAGCUCAGGCCUCUUCAGGCCAGAAGGCCGCGCAGAUCGUCCUGAGCUCCAGCGGGCAGAAGGCGGCGGCGGCGGCGGCGGCGGCGGCGGCGGCGGGGGGCGCAGCGGGCGGCGCGGCCUGGGCGGACGGCUUCAUGCCGCGAAGCCGCUCGGAGAUCUCCGAGUCCUGCCGGCAGGCCUUCGCGGCCGCCUGCCACCUGCUGCUGGAGUGCACCACCUUCCCGGUGUACCUGAGCGAGGGCGAGACCCAGGCGCUCUACUCCCAGAUGUUCCUCCAGCCAGACCGGGAGGAGGGUCUGCCCGUGUGGCUGCGCUCCCUGAUGAUCCUGUGCUGCUCGUGCCGAGACUACGCCGUCCAGCACACAGCCAUCGCGUCCUUCCUGGAGCUGGUCAACCACUCCCAGUCCCUGGCGCUGGUCAUCCAGGACAAACACAAGCGCUACCAGAGCUGCAACUCCAACCCGCUGAGCGGACGGCUCCAGAUGGUCACGGUGCCGCCCGUGCUCCCCGCCACGCUGGCCCGCGUCGAGGAGGAAACCAACUUCUAUCAGCGGGUGGCCCAGGUGCUCUGGGGCCAGCUGGACACGGAGCGCAGGGAGCAGCACAUCUCGUGCGUGGAGCUGUACUACCGGCUGCACUGCCUGGCCCCGACGGCCUCCGUCUGUGAGGACACCAUCUGCCAGGCGCUGGUGCACAAAGACAAGGCGGUGAGGCUGGAGGCCCUCCAUCGCUUCUCCAUUCUGUGGCACCUGACCCGGGAGAUGCAGAGCACCAGGGUCAUGUCUCUGAACCGCUCGUUCGACAGGUCCCUGUGCGUGGUGCUGGACAGCCUGGGCGGUUCUGACGGGUCGGUGAGCGCCGCGGCCCAGUGCUGGCUGGUCCGGGCCCUGUCCCUCGACGACGUGAUCCGCGUCCUGGAGCCCAUCCUGCUGCUGCUGCUGCACCCUGACACCCGGCGCUGCUCCAUCCAGAACGUCAAGCAGAACCUCACAGCGGGGAACCUGAAGGCGCUGAGCUCCCGAAGCCGCGGCGCCACCAGGAGCUCCGCAGACCCGGGGGAGGCUGCCCCGGCCCGCACCGACCUGGUGGACCGUGAGGCCCUGUGGAGGCUGCUGGAGAGCGACCCGGAGGCCACCAGGGUGCCGGACGCCACGCCCGCCUCCCGGAGCGAGAGCGUGGCGACGGCGGAGGAGGACUCGACGGAGGAGGACGCCGAGCCGGAGAGCGAGCACACGGAGUCGGCCGACACCAGCGGCGCCCAGGUCUCCGUGGAGAACUCCAGCUCCAGCUCCGGGCCGUUCCGCAGCAGCCUGGAGGAGGGCGCGGGCUACGGCCUGCGGCGGGUGGAGUCGGAGCACACGCAGGUGUCCGACUCGCUGUCCAGCGAAGAGGAGGACGACCAGGAGCUGGAGGCCAUGGCCAGGUCCCGCCUCCUGAAGCAGGAGCGCGAGAAGAGGGAGGCCAUCGACUCGCUGUUCCGCCACGCCCUGCUCUACUCGGAGGCGGGCGGCUGGCAGCGCCUGCUCCAAGGCCUGGGCCUGCUGGCCAGCCUGCUCCGGAGCAGCGCCCAGCGCCCCCUGGUGGACGCCCUCUCCCUGACCUCGCUGGACACCAGCUCGGCCUCGCACCUCAACCUGGUCUCCAAUCUCCUGCAGCGCCACCAGCAGGCCCAGGACGGCGGCGGCUUCUACGGCCGCCUGCUCUCGCCCGCCUCCUCCCCGUCCGCGCCGCCGUCCCUGCUGCUGGAGCUGCUGAUGACGCUGUGCCUCCGCUUCCUGCGCUCCCACUACCCGUCCUACCUCAGCCUGGGCCCCCACGACCUGCAGGGCAACCGCGAGGUGCAGGUGCAGAGCGCGGAGGUGCUGGUGCGGCUGGUCAACCAGCUGGGCAGCGUGGCCCAGCAGCGCCAGGGGGGCAACGGCGCCCGCCUGGAGCCCAUCCGCCGGCUGCUGGCCGAGUGCCGCGUGCAGCAGCACGCGCUGCUCUCCCUGUCCGCCUCCAUGUACGUCAGCCAGCGGGGGGGCGGCGGCGACAGGGGGGCGCGGAGCGGCGCCGAGAUGCUGGGGGAGAAGGGCGGGCUGUCCGAGGAGAGCCUGGUGAACCUGGGGGCCGGGGGCGGCGGCCAGGAGCAGUACCCCCUGCAGGUGGAGCUGCUCAAGCUCAUCCAGGCCCUCAUCACCCUGGAGAACAGCAUCGCCCAGGGGGGCGCCGCCUCGCCGGCCGGGGGGCCGCCGGGCCAGCCGGAGGAGCCCCGCGACUCCCCGACGGCCAGCACGCCGCUGGCCAGGGAGUGGCAGACGGCGGUGCUCUUCCAGCAGUCCAUCAAGGCGGCGCAGUACGUCCAGAACCAGCCCAUCACGGCCCAGGGCAUGUUCGUGUCGGCGGCGGCCAGGGCCCUGCAGCCGCAGUACGGCUACGCCAUGCACCCCCACUGGGUGUCCCUGCUGUGCUCCUCCCUGCCCUUCCUGGGCCGCUCGCUGGGCAUCAUCCUGGCGCCCAUCAUCAGCCAGAUCUGCGUCAACCUGGACGAUUUGGUCAAGGUGCACGAGCACGACGGGGGGAAGGUGAACCAAAGCCUCAGCACUAGGAAGGAGAACAUAGCUCCCGACUAUCCUCUGACUCUACUAGAGGGCCUGACCACGAUCACACACCACUGUCUACUGGACCACAAGUCCCUGACCGCGUGUGAUCCUGCCGACCUGCGUAACGCGCGCAGCGCAGUGUUGGAGGGGCUGCCCCACAUGCUCAGCAGCAUGACGCUGCUGUGGGCGGCGCUGAAGCGGGAGGAGGCCGUGGGCCGGGGUUCGGAGGGGGCCCAGGGCAGCCGGCAGGCCACCUCCUCCGUGUACUUCAGAAGCACCAAGAUCCUGCGACAACGCAUACUGGAGUUCCUGAUCCCUCUGACGGGCCAGUACGGGGUCCAGAUCAUGGCGUCUGUUGGCUCGGUGUGGCUCAGCAGGAAGACCAAGAGGAGACACAGGAACAAGGUUCUGCCCGUGCUCAGCGAGUCUCGUCUGAUCGUCGUGGAUCUGGUGAAAUCGCUGAGCUCCAUGCGGCCGGAGACCGUCCUGCACCUGGUCAAGGAGGUGGUGAAGAAACCCCACCAGAUCAAAGCAGAACAGAAGAGCACCCUGGUGGACAUCCCCAUGCUAGAGUUCAGCUACGCCUACGUCCUGAGUCUGUCUCCUCAGACCCUCCAGGAGAACGUCGCUCCUCUGCUCAGCCUCCUGCGCGAGUCCGUCCAGCUCAACCUGGCUCCCCCCGGUCACUUCCUGCUGCUCGGCAUCCUCGAUGACUUUGUGAACCGGCUUCCCAACCUGGACAACAAGAAAGACAGUAGAGACCUCCAGGAGGUCACCCAGCGGAUUCUGGAGGCAGUGGGGGGGGUCGCGGGCUCGUCCCUGGAGCAGACCAGCUGGCUGAGCCGCAACCUGGAGGUCAAAAAUCAACCGCAGAUUUGUCCCGAACUCGAGGACUCCGCCGAACCAGACGACCCAGAUGCCGAAGUGGACUUGCUCGGUGUGGGGUCCCAGGCCAGUACUAUGGUCUCUGCCUCAGCCCCGUCGGUCUACAGCGUCCAGGCCCUCGCACUCCUGGCUGAGAUCCUGGCCCCGCUCCUCGACAUGGUGUACCGCAGCGAUGAGAAGGAGAAGGCUGUCCCCCUGAUCACGAGGAUCAUGUACUAUGUGUUCCCGUACCUGAAGAACCACAGUGCCUACAACAUGCCCAGUUUUGGAGCCGGGGCCCAGCUGCUGAGCAGCCUCAGUGGGUAUGCCUACACCAAGCGGGCUUGGAGGAAGGAGGCCUUUGAGCUGUUCAUGGACCCGCUGUUCUUCACCAUGGAGGCCUCCUGUGCUCUUCACUGGAGGUCCAUCAUUGACCACCUACUGACCCACGAGAAGACCAUGUUCAAGGACCUCAUGAGCAUGCAGAGCAGCUCUCUGAAACUGUUUCCCAGUGCCGAGCAGAAGCCCAUGUUGCUGAAACGACAGGCUUUCGCAAUGUUCAGCGGAGAGGUGGACCAGUACCAUCUCUUUCUGCCCUUGAUUCAAGAGCGGCUGAGUGAGACUUUACGCGUGGCUCAGACCCCGUCCGUCUCCGCCCAGACCUUCCUGAUGUUCCGUGUUCUCCUGCUGCGCAUCUCCCCGCAGCACCUCACCUCCCUCUGGCCCAUCAUGGUCACGGAGCUGAUCCGAAUAUUUUCCCGUCUACAUAAAGCCCUGCAGUCAGACAACGAGGUCUCCAAACUUUCCAAGGUGGUGCGUGGAGCCCUGGCCCGGAACAGUCCACCGAACAUUCCCCAGCAGGAGCUGGACAUGUAUCUGUCCGCCUGCAAGUUCCUGGAUACGUCGCUUGCUUUCCCUCCAGAUAAGAUGCCCCUAUUCCAAAUGUAUCGCUGGGCCUUCGUCCCCGAGGUGGACGUGGACCGCUACAGUGGGCCGGAGAACGCACUCCUCGAGGGAGAGCAGGAAUGCAAACCGCACGUUCUUAGAAUACUGGAGGGGAUGCAGCUUCGACAUGGGGUGUCCAACGGGAUGGUGGAGGAAUCGUGCACGGAACCGUUGGAGUUCCCCCUCCUCCGCCAGCGAUCCCUGCCCUCCAUCACCCAUCUUGUGCCCUUCUUCCAGACCCUGUGCUGCUCCUUCCAGGGCCCUCCUGCCGAGGGCCCUGCCCGGAGCCAGCCAAUAGCAGACUACCCGGCUGCCAGCAGCGACGGUGUCCUGAAGAGGCUGGAAGCCAUCACAGAAGAAGAAUUCUUGGAUCCCAUGGAGAGUUAACUAUCCCCGUUACGCUUUCUGAGCAACUGGGCGGAGCCUAGGAGGUAAAGCUUGUGAAGUCCUAAAGGGGAAGGCGACUGGGGCAAUAUUCGCCGUACGUCGUUAGCGAGAGCAGAAAAGAAAACGACAAAUGGCGGUUGCUCUUAAAGAGCUGCUAAAUGUCAUGCUUUGUCCUGUUCCUAUGCUCGUCCAUCUCACCUGUGCUUACACACUUAUCUGGGAUACAGAAAUGUGGGAAGCUUCUUUCUGUGUUCUCCUCUCUGUGGUUAUGUAUCUGUAUGUUCUGGAUCGGACAUCUCUUUUGUUUUCUUGAAGUUAAGGGAAUUAUUGUCACAACUAUGGAUACGUCAGGGAAUGUUUGAAUACAGGAUGGUAGUAAUUAAUAGCAUAGUAAGAAGUCUGUAUCAUAAUAAUUCAGCGUAAUUUUAAUGGCACAGAAGAUAUUGUUAUUAAUGAAAUCCCCAUUUAAAGUAUUAAAACAUAUUUCUUGCAUAGCUGAGUGGAUUUGUGGGAUGUAUAUAAGCUACAUGUCAACAAGUUGUGCUUUUUCCUAACUGGUUGUAUUUGGGUAUUAUUUUACUUUUAGUCCUGAAUGUGAUAAGUCAAAUGAUUUAUUUUUAUUUCUUGUUCUUGCCGGUUUCAGUUUCUUUUUUUUUUUUUUUUAAUGGAAGGCAAACAUAACUUGUUGAUUGGAAUAUCAAAAAAUAUUUCAAUCAAAAAGUCUUGAAUGUUAAAGCUGUUAUUGUUGGGAAUGCUUAUGAUGUGUGGAGGUUUCAUUAAUAAGUUAUAUUUAAAUAAAAACAUUCAAAUCGACACAAUUGAAUGCAUACAUAUAUUUUUUUAAUUUAAUAGUAAGUAGUGUUGCGUUCUUUGAAGAAAGUAGUCCAAUCCGGAUCGCUUUUAACUCACUUUAUUUGUCAAAGUAUAUUUCGGUAUGGUAACUAUGAAGCAAAAGGAGGGGAAUUGUAUUGAGCACGCGUGCGAGCGACAACCAGCUGGCCAAUACCUCUUACCCGCAAGUCUGGACUACCGGAUGUUUCUGCCCUUGUUUGCUUCCGGACCUAUUUAAAUACCUAGUAGGCGUGGCCUAUGUGACGCAUUAGCCUCGGCUUCCCCACCUGUCUAAAGGUGCUGCCUUCUGUGGAUGGAGCAGCUAUUGCAGCCUUCAGUAAGGUCCUGCUCCCCUUGUGGCUAUGUACAGUAUUUACGGCUUAUAUGUUCGGUCCUGCUUCCUAGUGGCUAUGUGAGGGUAAUACACCCCGGGCAGAGGUCCAUUCACGUCUAAAAAUCCCCUUAUUUUAAGGCAAUCUUCAAGCGGGUCAAACGUAUCAACACAGGUCUGACGUAUGUCAGACACCAACCCGCUUGAAGAUUGCGUUGAAGAUUAGUUAAACGUUUGAACAAAGGUUACUCUGCCGUCCGAGAAGUUGUGUCUGGUGUGUGAACAACCAGGCGACGAGACAUACGAGGCUUCGACGGAACUCUGUAUAGGCCGCUACGUUAUGUAUGGCAGCCAUUGUAUAGGUGCCUCGUGUAAUGCCACGAAGUAGUCAUCCGCUGUAGAAGUGCGGCAUUGCCAUCAUGGGUUGCAUUGACGGUUUUAGUCGCUAUAUUGUUUGGAUGGAGGCCUACACCACAAACAAUGACCCCAGGGCUGACUACUUCGUGUCAUCCGCUGCACGCUUGGGAGGAUGCCCGGAGCGUCUGCU
This is a messenger RNA of Gadus chalcogrammus (walleye pollock), 8873 nucleotides long. RefSeq names its product DOP1 leucine zipper like protein B (gene dop1b). The record is from RefSeq and is a predicted model, not a curated record. The coding region runs from base 253 to 7164 and encodes 2303 amino acids. The transcript has 38 exons. Gene Ontology annotation, cellular component: endosome; trans-Golgi network. Gene Ontology annotation, biological process: Golgi to endosome transport. Lineage: Eukaryota; Metazoa; Chordata; Actinopteri; Gadiformes; Gadidae.